AUGAGACCUCGAAUCAGAGAUGCUUCAGAGAAACUCCGAUCAAACCGAACCUCCUUCGACGACGGCGACGGCGAAGGAAAGUUUCACCGGAAACACCCUCCGCCUCUCAAAGCCAUGCUCAGUCGAUGGCGGAAAUGGAUGGUUCUCGUGGCGGCGAUCUGGAUCCAAGCAUCGACGGGGACAAAUUUCGAUUUCUCUGCAUACUCUUCUCAUCUUAAAUCAGUACUCGGAAUUUCUCAGGUGAGAUUGAAUUACCUCGCCGUGGCUUCUGAUUUGGGAAAAGCAUUUGGUUGGUCGUCGGGAAUCGCUUUAGGUUAUUUCCCUCUCUCCGUCGUUCUUUUCGCGGCGGCGACUAUGGGAUUUGUCGGCUAUGGUGUUCAGUGGCUCGUCAUCACCAAUAUCAUCACUUUACCUUAUUCUCUGGUGUUUCUUUGUUGCUUGUUGGCUGGAUUGAGUAUAUGUUGGUUCAACACAGCAUGUUUCAUUCUCUGCAUUGGUCAUUUCCCGACGAAUCGUGCACUCGCUUUAUCUUUAACGGUAAGCUUCAAUGGAAUCAGUGCAGCCUUAUACUCCCUUGCUUUCAAUGCGAUUAACCCGUCGUCUUCAAAUCUAUACCUUCUGUUGAAUUCCCUUGUUCCCCUCAUCGUUUCUUUCGCUGCUCUUUUCCCAGUUCUUACUAAACCGUCUAUGGACCCUGUGCCGGACAAUGAAUCACGACGACAUGACUCUCAUGUGUUUGCCAUUAUGAAUGUCUUAGCCGUCAUCACCAGUUUCCACCUUCUCCUAUCCAGUUCGAGUGCUCAUGUGGUUGCAUCAGCUCGUUUGCAUUUUCUUGGAGCUGUCUUUCUUUUGGUUUUCCCCUUGUGUGCUCCUCUUCUCGUUUAUGCUCGGGAUUACUUUCUUCCUGCCAUUAACAUUCGUUUCAACCAUGACAGCUCUGGCUAUGUUAUGCUUAACAUAGAUGAGCUCAAGACCAACAAAGCCGGGUAUGAACAUUCGGGUACUGGGAAUCAGAAGAAUGUGAAGGAUGGGAAUGUAGUAAGACUCGGUGAUGAACACUCGUUUCGAUUGCUUAUAAGUAGGUUGGAGUUCUGGUUAUACUACGUCGCGUAUUUCUGCGGUGGCACAAUUGGUCUUGUUUAUAGCAACAAUUUGGGUCAGAUUGCUCAGUCUUUGGGACAAAGCUCUACAACCCUCGUCACAAUCUACUCUUCGUUCUCUUUCUUUGGUAGAUUGCUCUCUGCCGCACCAGAUUUUAUGCACAAGAGAUUACAUCUGACAAGAACCGGAUGGUUUGCAAUCGCACUCUUGCCAACCCCAAUCGCUUUCUUUUUACUGGCUGUAUCAACCUCACAAGUAACCGCAUUGCAGACCUCAACCGCCUUAAUCGGACUCAGCUCGGGUUUCAUAUUUGCAGCUGCAGUCUCCAUAACAUCUGAUCUCUUUGGACCAAAUAGCGUAGGUGUUAACCACAACAUUCUCAUAACAAACAUACCAAUCGGCUCGCUCUUAUACGGUUUCAUCGCUGCCUCCAUCUACGAAGCCAACGCAAGCCCAGAGAUAAGACCGGUCGUGUCAGACUCAGUCGUUUGCAUCGGAAGAGAUUGCUACUUCAAAACGUUUCUGUUUUGGGGUUUCUUGUCUCUACUUGGCCUCAUCUCAAGUCUGUUUCUGUACAUGAGAACCAAACCGGUUUAUCACCGGCUCGAACAAGACCGGGUUUCCGUAACAUCAUCAUCGUGCAAGGAACUUGAUCCAUUCUAA
This is a messenger RNA of Arabis nemorensis, 1764 nucleotides long. NCBI's taxonomy places the organism in Eukaryota, Viridiplantae, Streptophyta, Magnoliopsida, Brassicales, Brassicaceae. The record is from the annotation of a GenBank genome assembly.